Caenorhabditis sp. 36 PRJEB53466 is the source of this 712-nucleotide messenger RNA. NCBI's taxonomy places the organism in Eukaryota, Metazoa, Nematoda, Chromadorea, Rhabditida, Rhabditidae. The record is from the annotation of a GenBank genome assembly.
AUGGCCGAUCUGCGCAACGAAUACUCGACGGCACGAUCCGAAGGAGACGAGCGCAAGGCGGCCCGACUCAAAAAUGUACGGAAAGUUUGACCGAUGUUCGACGAGAAUCAAACGAAGUUGACGGGCUUUCCGUUGUUUAUUCAAAAAAUUUCACAAAAAUCCGACUUUCAGACGAUUCAAAAGAUGGAAACUCGCGAAAAGACGCGUGCGGAGAAGCGUCGGCAGGCGGAAACUCGCAAAGAAUUGCACGACGACAAUAUCGAGAGAAUGUUGCGCGGAGAGGCGCCCAUUUUCAGAACCAAAGGUACGGUUUGAAGUGAACAAUUUUUGUGUAUCAAUUAUUUACACCAUAGGAUAGAGCGUCCAAAGUUACACCGAAACGACUGUUGUGGUAGUAGUCAGAAAUCACUUUUAGGGCCUGGGGGAUAAUUUCGGUCAACUUUCCAGUUGACCUCUUUUUGAAUUGAUGACUGGCUCUUGAGAUACAGGCCACCAAAGAUGGACUGAUUAUUAACAUGUUUUUAGCGUUACAUUUCCCUUUCAGACAAAAAUGUCAAUUAUUGCAGCGCAAGUCCGUCGCAUCGACGCCGAAAAGAAGUACGAGGAGCUGAAAAAGGACAACAAAUUGGACAAGUAUCUGCAGAGAAAAGCGAAAAAAGAGUCGGCGAAGGAGAAGAAGUCGCGGCCGUUCGAGGGAUACGGUUAUCAGUAG